UUUUUUUUUUUUUUUUUAUUUCCUUUUUCUCUUCUUCUUUUUAUUCUACUUCCACUCUCUUCGGCCUGGGAAGAACACCGACGUCGGUGUCCUUCCGUUACUUCGUAUUCUUCCUCCUCUUCUUAGUCCCUUUUUGUUAUCGAUCGCCCAUCUCGCGAGAUUUGGACGUUCUUAUCUUUUCCUCGCAUCCCCUCCCGUCCCGACUCUCCUCUCUCUCCCAUUCAACGCCUGUUCCGCCAUUGACCCUGCAAUUCGGUCGCUCGUGUUCCUCUUUCGCUGAGCGUCUCCAUCAUGGCGCAACUCGAUACUCUCGAUUUGGUCGUCCUGGUGGCGCUCUUGGUGGGUAGCGUGGCCUACUUCACCAAGGGCACCUACUGGGCCGUCGCCAAAGAUCCCUACGCCUCGACCGGUCCGGCGAUGAACGGAGGUGCCAAGGCUGGCAAGACUCGUGACAUUAUCGAAAAGAUGGACGAAACUGGCAAGAACUGUGUGAUUUUCUACGGCUCGCAGACCGGUACUGCCGAGGACUACGCGUCGAGACUGGCAAAGGAAGGCUCGCAGCGAUUCGGUCUGAAAACCAUGGUGGCCGAUCUGGAGGACUACGACUACGAGAACCUGGAGAAAUUCCCCGAGGACAAGGUCGUCUUCUUCGUUCUGGCCACUUACGGCGAGGGUGAACCCACGGAUAACGCGGUCGAGUUCUACCAAUUCGCCACGGGCGAGGAUGCCGCUUUUGAGAGCGGCGCCACCGCCGACGAUAAGCCUCUGUCUUCUCUCAAGUAUGUCACGUUCGGUCUGGGUAACAACACGUAUGAGCACUACAAUGCCAUGGUUCGUAAUGUGGACAGCGCUCUCCAGAAAUUCGGUGCGCAGCGCAUUGGUUCGGCCGGUGAAGGUGAUGACGGAGCUGGUACAAUGGAAGAAGAUUUCCUGGCCUGGAAGGAACCCAUGUGGACUGCUCUCUCCGAAGCCAUGAACCUGCAGGAGCGCGAUGCGGUCUACGAGCCGGUCUUCAAUGUCGCCGAGGAUGAGUCUCUGAGUCCCGAAGAUGAGAACGUGUACCUCGGUGAGCCCACCCAAGGUCAUCUCCAAGGCGAGCCCAAGGGCCCUUACUCUGCGCACAACCCGUUUAUUGCUCCCAUCUCCGAAUCUCGUGAACUGUUCAACGUCAAGGACCGCAACUGCCUGCACAUGGAAAUCAGCAUCGCCGGUAGCAAUCUCACUUACCAGACUGGUGACCACAUCGCUGUUUGGCCCACCAACGCCGGUGCCGAGGUCGAUCGGUUCCUGCAAGCUUUUGGUCUCGAAGGAAAGCGUCACACCGUCAUCAACGUCAAGGGUAUCGAUGUCACCGCCAAGGUUCCCAUUCCGACCCCGACGACCUACGAUGCUGCGGUUCGCUACUAUCUGGAAGUCUGUGCCCCCGUUUCCCGUCAAUUUGUCUCGACUCUCGCUGCUUUCGCCCCGGAUGAGGCUACCAAGGCCGAAAUCGUGCGCCUGGGUGGCGACAAGGACUAUUUCCACGAGAAGAUCACCAACCGUUGCUUCAACAUCGCCCAGGCUCUCCAGAGCAUCACGUCCAAGCCUUUCACUGCCGUUCCGUUCUCUCUGCUCAUCGAAGGCCUUACCAAGCUUCAGCCCCGUUACUACUCGAUCUCCUCGUCUUCCCUGGUUCAGAAGGACAAGAUCAGUAUCACCGCUGUUGUGGAAUCGGUUCGCUUGCCUGGUGAGGAGCAUAUUGUUAAGGGUGUGACCACGAACUAUCUUCUCGCGCUCAAGGAAAAGCAAAACGGCGAACCUGCCCCCGACCCUCAUGGCUUGACUUACUCUAUCACUGGUCCCCGCAACAAGUACGAUGGAAUUCACGUCCCCGUCCAUGUCCGUCACUCGAACUUCAAAUUGCCCUCGGACCCCUCAAGACCUGUCAUCAUGGUUGGACCCGGUACCGGUGUUGCUCCUUUCCGUGGCUUUGUCCAGGAACGUGCUGCCUUGGCUGCUAAGGGCGAGAAGGUCGGACCCACCGUACUGUUCUUUGGCUGCCGUAAAUCCGACGAAGAUUUCUUGUACAAGGAUGAAUGGAAGACUUUCCAGGAACAACUUGGCGACUCCCUCAAGAUCAUCACUGCAUUCUCUCGUGAAUCGGCUCAGAAAGUCUACGUCCAGCACAGGCUGAGUGAGCACGCCGAACUGGUUAGUGACCUUCUGAAGCAGAAAGCCACUUUCUACGUCUGCGGUGACGCUGCCAACAUGGCCCGCGAAGUCAAUCUCGUGCUUGGACAAAUCAUUGCCAAGCAGCGCGGUCUCCCCGCCGAGAAGGGCGAGGAGAUGGUGAAGCACAUGCGCAGCAGCGGCAGCUACCAGGAGGAUGUCUGGUCAUGAUCGCUGGCAGCUUGUUCCAAACGCUAUGACUUAAUCUCUUUACCCUUCUCUCUUCCCUUCCUCAUUCCUAUCAUGCCUAGAUGAUAUUUGCAUAUAUACUUCGCCUUUUGCUUAAUUAUUUCCCCCUUUGGCGUGGCUUGUGUAUGCCUAUUUUAUUUUAUUUUAUUUCCUUUUUGGGGACCUUUGCAUGGUUGAAUUCACCGAGAUGUGAUAAGGACAGGAUAGAUUAUGACAGAUGUCAAAAAUGUUAAGAACUGCGAUUUGAAAA
Aspergillus steynii IBT 23096 is the source of this 2647-nucleotide messenger RNA. It is a transcript of the gene cprA, whose product is annotated as NADPH--hemoprotein reductase cprA. The transcript is spliced from 2 exons. Bases 292 to 2379 code for a protein of 695 amino acids. Gene Ontology annotation, molecular function: FMN binding; NADPH-hemoprotein reductase activity; flavin adenine dinucleotide binding. Gene Ontology annotation, cellular component: cytosol. Lineage: Eukaryota; Fungi; Ascomycota; Eurotiomycetes; Eurotiales; Aspergillaceae. The record is from RefSeq and is a predicted model, not a curated record.